Messenger RNA from Hibiscus syriacus, 704 nucleotides. RefSeq lists its product as uncharacterized. The record is from RefSeq and is a predicted model, not a curated record. NCBI's taxonomy places the organism in Eukaryota, Viridiplantae, Streptophyta, Magnoliopsida, Malvales, Malvaceae. Bases 1 to 534 code for a protein of 177 amino acids. The transcript has 3 exons.
AUGGAUAAGUUACAUGUAGAAUUUUUUUUGAUUAAUAAUCUCCAUUAUUUGUUGCUUCGAAGCAAGCAUCCAUCACCAUUUCCUCCGUUCUCUCUUUUCAGAACCAAACACUCAACACUUACUACACUUCAACAUCAACAUGGCGCGAAUAUUAUCAAUAAUUUUAAUGCCAAGAAAAAUACCGACCUACCAUCAUCGUCUUCUUGGGUUGUUCACGCGGUGGAGAAAGCUGCAGAGCAGUUUGAAGUAGACCCAGAAAAGGCUAAAGAAGCCCUCCAAAAGCUUGACCAGCAGCUUCAAACUCUAUCCAAUAAACAAUUCAGCACCCCUAAGAUCAGAGCUUCGGAUGUAAAGCUUACAAGGGAUGAAAUGGUAGAAGAUAGCCCAGAAGUUUCAGGGUCUUCCCUAGCAUAUUUAACCGUUGCUCUCCUUACUUUCACAAUCUUUUACAAUGUGCUGUUUUAUUCGGCGAUAAAGCCGUCCAUCGAUGGACCGGACUCGGUUCCUCAACCUAGCAUUAGCCAGACUGAGUGAGGAGGUGCAGCAGAGCAGUUUUGCUGUAGUUGUCCACUCCACUCCUUCCGCCGUUAACAGUUAACUCCACAAGUUUCUUCCCUUCCCGGUGGUGUAUCAGUUGAUGUUUGCUUAAGAGCAGUUUUCUAUACAUGUAGUUGAAAGUCGAAGCAUGUUUUAGCAAAUAUUAA